UAAACAGUGUGAGAAACUCGGUCCAGAUGAAAGAGGGCGAUAACAGCUGGGCUCCGUAGUUAUGGGAGGAGUGUGUGCACCUGCAGACACAAUCAUAGAGCAGCUAUGAUUUCAGCUUUUUUGCCCCCCGCCGGACGCACGCAGCGGACACCUGAGCCAUGGCCGCAGAGGAGAAGUACCCCACCGAACAGGGAGCGCAGCUCCUGGACAUCAGCUCCAACUCGCCCCCUUCUGAGCCCCGAGUUGCGGAGGACCCCGGCCAGCUGGAGAAGCCGCCGUAUUCGUACGUGGCUCUCAUCGCCAUGGCUAUUAGGGACAGCCACGACAAGAGGCAAACCCUCAGCGGGAUAUACGACUACAUCAUCUCCAAGUUCCCUUACUACGAGAAGAAUAAAAAAGGGUGGCAGAAUAGCAUAAGGCACAACUUGUCUCUCAAUGAGUGUUUUCUCAAGGUGCGUAGGGAGAACGGGGGGGAUAGGAAGGGCAACUACUGGAUGCUGGACCCCGCCUUUGAGGACAUGUUUGAGAGGGGGAACUACCGGCGGCGGAGGAGGGUGAGGCGACCCUACAGACCCACGAGCGCGCCGUACCUGACCGGGAAUCCUGCGUUGGAAUACCCGGAGUCGCUUUACCUGCAGCCGUACGUGAGCGGCUCCUGGGGUCUGUCCCAGCAGACCGGAUACCCAACAACACCCCAGGUCAUCACCGGACACACCCGCAGUUUGUCCCCCAGCGGCCCCAUGAGCCCAUACUGUCCUCCCCCGUACUUCCACAGCCCUCCCUACGGCGCCUAUCACCGCCUCCCGCCCGUGCUGGUCCCGCACAACGGGUGCCCCUACGGCGGAGUGACCCAGCCGAUAAGUCCCGACGGAGGCACCGUUUCCCUGGCGUGCAGCUACCAGCAGCUCACGUCCUACGGAAGGCAAGCGGAGGCGCAGUUUGCUCAUUCAUUUGAUCUGUAGGGUUUUGAAUUAUUCUAACAUCUGACAGCCAGUCCACUGACUUAAAGUUCAUCUGUUUCACCAUUUCACUUCCGCUGUCUGUCGUUUGUCAUUCUAAGAUAAAAUGUUUGGUUUGAUAUGUUGUACAUUUAUCGACUAUGUGUUGACUGUUUAAUGAGAUUUUGGUUAACUUUUUUUGAUCGGCUAUACUUUAAAAUGACAAGGAAUUAGCCCUCUAGUGUCAGAAUUCAUCGCAUUUGCUUCAGAAAUUGCAGCUAUCAAGUGUGAACAGCAGUAAGACGUUGAUUCAAGUCUGAGGCUCAGUUUAUGGCUAAUUUUGUCGCCAUUUUUUUUUUCAUUCCUAUCAUUCAUCAUCAUUUUUGUAUAGGCCUAUACAUUUGUUACUAUGUUAUUUAUUUCUUUUCUCUGCUUUUAUUCAUUUCUCCGAGCUGCUGUGCAAAAGCUGGUGACACUGAGGCACUGAUAAGUUUUCUUAUUCUAUUAAGAAUGUUUACUUGAUGUGAAAUACACCAUGUUUGUUUAAAUAAAAUGUUAUUUUUGCAA
Molecule: messenger RNA, 1505 nt
Organism: Lates calcarifer (barramundi perch)
Lineage: Eukaryota; Metazoa; Chordata; Actinopteri; Centropomidae
Gene: foxl2l
Product: forkhead box L2-like
Exons: 1
Coding region: 159-962 (267 amino acids)
Biological process (GO): anatomical structure morphogenesis; cell differentiation; regulation of transcription by RNA polymerase II
Molecular function (GO): DNA-binding transcription factor activity, RNA polymerase II-specific; RNA polymerase II cis-regulatory region sequence-specific DNA binding
Source: RefSeq, a predicted model, not a curated record